Molecule: messenger RNA, 1201 nt
Organism: Magallana angulata
Lineage: Eukaryota; Metazoa; Mollusca; Bivalvia; Ostreida; Ostreidae
Exons: 6
Coding region: 191-823 (210 amino acids)
Source: RefSeq, a predicted model, not a curated record
GCAAAGUUAGUGACAUAAUUACUAUAUUGAAGGAAUUUUAUGUUUUUUUUAUUCCUGACAAAGACAAUGUGCGCUUGCAUGCCUCAUGAAUCUUUUUGUAUAUAAUGGACUUGCCGAUAUAUUUGCCAGAGCAUAAUGCGGUUGUAAACAACAGACUGGUGUGAAUUUGUAGUGAUUUUUUAAAAUUCGAAUGGUCUUUAAAUCUAGCCUGACUUAUCUUCAAAUGGAUAGUAAUCGCACAAUAGUAGAAGACAAUAUCGAUGACAGCUUUGGAAAUGACCUCGAGAAAAAUGGCGACUUUCCCUCAACCGGAAGUCGGUACAUCGGAUCAACUCAGUACUGGGAUUCCAGUUUCCCGAGCUUACUCACUCAUCUUGGGGUCGACAGAGAACUUCCUAAAAUGAAAAGAGUGCCACAAAAAAGAAAGACUACAGGCUCCACUCAAAAGUCUUCUGAAACACAGAAUUUGGUCUACAAAGAGGAACUGGGAAAGAGAAACGAGGGUCGGUGGUUGAAGAUUGAAAAUAUAGUACGUGAGAAGAUGGAACAGUUUGACGAUUACUGUACCCAGCUGGUCUCUCAGAACGAGGCUAGACGGGAAGAGAAUGAGAGAAACGCCCAUCAGCUAUAUAACAAGCUGUGGUUAGAAGAGGAGAAGAAAAGAGAAGCAGUGAUAAGAAAUUCAGCGUGUGACAGGAUAUGGCGUCACCACGCCUUAAUGCGCCAGAGGGGCGAGGAAGAAUGGAGAAGAAAAAUUGCCAAGAAAAUCCCAGCGUCGCACGAAAAAAAAGAUGUCAAACUAGACGCAGAAUUAAUCACUUGAACUGAUUACGUCAUAGGAGGAAACACGGUCGUUCAAACGCACUAAAUUGUACAGCAGGGUUCAAACAUGUCCAUAAGCUUAUAGAAUCAUGCGUAUUCUUUGUCAUAUUUUAUCAUUCCUAUGUAAUUUUCCUUAUUUGUAUGUUUUAAGGUGGUAUGGGACAACUUCAUAUUGUGACGUACUUUUUAUCAAAAUAAAGAAUGAAAUCAAGUAAUUUCUUAUAUUUUUUCUUUCUUUCCCAAUAUUGUUACUUAACAAUGUAGAGGAAUUAGUUAGAGCCUGAGCUAUGAAUAUAUGUCAUGAGUUCAAAUCCCGCUGAGACUUUUAUAAAUUUUUAAUUCUUUUUUUGGGGGGUCAAAUAUUGUAAAAUUUGAAAAU